UCUUUCCCAUUCCUGCUCUCUCAUUUUCUCUACCUUUCUCAGCGCCCAAACAGCCAAAAGUAAAAAACAAAAUGGUGAGAGACGUUGAUUUGUACGUUACAGUCCCUAGUUUCUUCAGGUGUCCAAUCUCACUUGACGUUAUGAAAUCACCUGUCAGUCUCUGUACUGGAGUCACCUACGACCGCACCAGCAUCGAACGCUGGUUGGAUAGCGGCAACAACACGUGUCCCGCCACCAUGCAGGUUCUCAACAGCAAGGAGUUUGUGCCAAACCGCACUCUGCAGAGGCUCAUCAAGAUCUGGUCCGACUCGGUCCAGACUCAGAAAGACAACCGAGUUGACUCAGCCGCCAGCUCGGUCGUCACGAGGGAAGAUAUUGAAGUUUUGGUUAAAGAAAUGAGAGCCAAGAAGGAUAAAACUGAUCGUUUGUCGAAAUUCAUUUGUUUCGCUAAAGAAUCCGAAGAGAACUGCGAGUUCUUGGCGAAAUUUGAUGGCUUUGUUGAAAUGCUUGUUGGUUUUCUAGUCGGUGAUAAAGACAUUAAUUUUCUCGAACGAGUUGUUAAAGUUUUUGUUUUGAUUUUGAACAAAGUUGGAGAUUACAAAGCUUUAAGGUUGUUGAUUCUGAAGCAAAACAAUGAUUGUUUGUCUGCCCUCCUUGCUGUCUUAAAACAAGGAAGAAGCGUGAGUUCACAAAUUGGAGCUCUUAAAAUAAUCGAAGCUAUAACCCUCGACGCAGAGUCUAAACAGAUGGUCUCGGAGAAAGAAGGGUUCUUGCUCGAAUUGGUGAAAUUGAUCAGCUUAGAAAAUGAUCCAAGAUUGAUCGAAGCAAGUUUAUCAUGUUUAAUCGCGAUUUCUAUGUCGAAACGAGUUAAGACCAACCUAAUCAAUUUCAAAGUAAUUGCAGAGUUAAGAAAGUUAUUAACCGGAGGGCAGAAAGCGAGCGUUUCGAUCAUAGAAAAGGCAUUGAAGUUGCUAGAAAUGGUAACAUCGUUGAGAGAAGGGAGAGCGGAGUUUUGCAAUGACACGGCGUGUGUGGAGGCUGUGAUGAACAAAGUGCUGAAAGUUUCGAGCGAGGCGACGGAGCAUGCGGUGAUGAUAUUGUGGAGUGUGUGUUAUUUGUUUAGAGACGGUGAUGCACAAGAUGCUUUAGUGAAGAGUAACGGAUUGACGAAGAUACUGUUGUUAAUGCAAAGUAACUGUUCACCUGUAGUCAGGCAAAUGUCUGGUGAUUUGUUGAAGAUUUUCAGGGUGAAUUCUAAGUUUAGUUCUUGUCUUUCUAGUUAUGAUACUAAGACUACUCAUAUCAUGCCCUUCUGAUGUUUCCAAAUAUGGGUUGAUUGAUAUAAUUUUUCUCUCUUUUUUCAAGAGAGAUUUAAAGAUUUUCUUGUUCUUGUAAAUCGAAAGGAAAAUUUUGUUAGUGAAUACAAAAGAGAAUGAAAUUGCUUGAUUUUGGA
Messenger RNA from Populus trichocarpa (black cottonwood), 1453 nucleotides. RefSeq names its product U-box domain-containing protein 28. The transcript has a single exon. Gene Ontology annotation, molecular function: ubiquitin protein ligase activity. Lineage: Eukaryota; Viridiplantae; Streptophyta; Magnoliopsida; Malpighiales; Salicaceae. The record is from RefSeq and is a predicted model, not a curated record. The coding region runs from base 72 to 1316 and encodes 414 amino acids. Gene Ontology annotation, biological process: protein ubiquitination.